CUGGCAUUUAAAUUUAUUGUUAAUGGUAAAGAACACAAACAAAUAACUUGUGAAAUAUACAUAAUCAUGGAGGUUUCCAGGCUGGAAAACAGCUCGCUUACAGAGGAAUAUGUCUUAAAAUUGUGGGACAGUUAUAUUUUGGAUAAUUUAGUAGAAGCAGCUCCGUGUCAAAUUGGAAUUUAUGACCUGAGGACCAAACGUCGUAUCACCAGCAGUGAGGGAUUCUGGGUAUCCCCUAAGGAACUCGAGGUUGCUAUCGAAGCUGUGACUUACCCAGACUUAUUACAGAGGAACGGACUCGUCAUCAACGGAAAGACUUACGACGUACGGCUGGCCGAUGGAAAAAAUGGAAUUUUUGCCCGGAAAGAAUUUGACGGCUGCACGGUGUGUAAAACCUUCACCUUACUGAUUAUUGCAAUCACGGACGAGCGAUAUGAAGCCAAAGUUUGUAAUGAACAGGUCAUGAAGCUUGGGGAUUUUCUGAGGAGAGGCGGGUUAUAAGUUGACAAAGUUUUAAAAUGGAAACUACCGAUGAAAUACUCAAAGAUUAAUGUGAUAAUCAUUUUUUGUUUCACCUUCCACCAUUAUAGUUUACAUUUAGCUGUUUCUGGAAUGAGUCAGUUGUGCAACAUGUUAUUACAGUAUUAAACAGUUUAGGUGCUUUCUUGUUGCAAACACUGCAACACAUUUGUGGAAUAUACAAGAUACCAAAAUAUUUGUUAGAAAAAGAUUUUUUUUACUGUACCAUUUCUUGUUUAAAUAUUUAUACAGGUUUGGUUCAUUGUCAAUGUUAUUUGACAAUAUCACU
Saccostrea echinata is the source of this 808-nucleotide messenger RNA. Its product is annotated as profilin-4-like. The record is from RefSeq and is a predicted model, not a curated record. NCBI's taxonomy places the organism in Eukaryota, Metazoa, Mollusca, Bivalvia, Ostreida, Ostreidae. The transcript has a single exon. Bases 67 to 501 code for a protein of 144 amino acids. Gene Ontology annotation, cellular component: cell cortex. Gene Ontology annotation, molecular function: actin monomer binding.